AUGAAGAUACGGGAGUCCCCCCGAGCUCCUGCAAAGGCACAGCUUUCAGGGGAAUCCAACCUGCUCACAGAAACAUUUGUAGUGAAUUGGAAGAUUAACAAAUACCUGAGAAAGGCACAUUUUACGACAGCAUCACAUGAGGAUAUUUCCUUUACUGAUUAUGGAGAUGUACCAGGGCAUUAUGAUAUUAUAAACUGGAUCCCAUCAGACAUCCCAGAGAAACUAGAUCCUAAUAAAGUUGGAAGCUUUAACUCCUUAGCUCCUGUGAGAAAACAGAUUAUUGUCAAUGACAGUGCGAUCGUUUGGAGCCCUAAAUUCAAAACAACACCUACAUCAGUUUGCAAUGAAAAAUGUGCCCAUGGAUACAGAAAAGUUCCUUGGAAGGAAUAUCCUGUCUGCUGCUAUGGUUGUUUGGCAUGUGCAGAGGGAGAAAUCUCCAACACAACAGAUGCUGAAACCUGUAUAAAAUGUCCAGAAGAUCAAUGGUCCAAUGAUGAGAGAACUCUGUGCAUCAGAAAGACAGUGGAAUUCCUUUCAUUUGAAGACACAUUAGGGAUUGUCCUCACUUUAGUCUCCGUCUUCUGCUGUAUUGUCACUAUUGCUGUCCUUGUAAUUUUCUUUAAACAUCACACAACUCCUGUAGUAAAAGCCAACAACCAAAACCUCAGCUACACCCUCCUCCUCUCCCUCAUGUUGUCUUUUCUCUGCUCCUUACUGUUCAUUGGAUGUCCUGUGCAGGUGUCCUGCCUACUCAGACAAGUGGCCUUUGGGAUAAUUUUUACUGUUUCUGUCUCUUCUGUGCUGGCAAAAUCAGUCACUGUUGUAAUUGCCUUCAAUGCCACCAAACCUGACAGCAAGAUAAAGAAGUGGGUGGGAACCCGAGAGUCCAUCCAUCUGGUCCUUCUCUGCUCUCUAGGUCAGACUAUGAUCUGCACGCUGUGGUUGGCUCUCUACCCACCAUAUCCAGACUAUGACACUCAGUCUUACAUUAGGAAAAUGAUAUUACAAUGUAAUGAGGGUUCUGUCACUGCAUUCUACCUUGUGAUAGGCUACAUAGGAUUUCUUUCUACAGUCAGUUUCUUUGUGGCUUUCCUGGUUAGGAAGUUACCUGCCAGUUUCAAUGAGGCUCAGAUGAUCACAUUCAGCAUGCUGGUGUUCUGCAGUGUUUGGAUCUCUUUCAUUCCAACACACCUUAGCACCAAAGGCAAAUACAUGGUAGCCGUAGAAAUAUUUGCCAUCCUGGCUUCUAGUGCAGGGCUUCUGGGCUGUAUAUUCAUUCCUAAGUGCUACAUUAUAUUAUUUAAACCUGAAUUAAACACCAAGCUACUGGUGUCACUGGCUUCUAUAAAAGUUUACAUGAGAAUAAAUACAGGAGAUGUCACAUUUGCUGUCAAAGGCCUAGAUAACAAGUGGAGAGCUAUUGAUAGUGCAGGGUUUGCUAUCAGUAUCCAGGUUGUAUUGCACCUAACAAUCUGUUCAUUACCGAUUGAUGCUGAUGGAUUUCCUCCAGCUAUGAAGAUGUUUAUUAUUUCAGCAAUUAAGCAAGCACAAGCUGCCUUGCCACGUUCUAACAAGUGUAAAAAGUCAGUUCUAGUAUUACGUUCUACUAGUAAUGAGUGUCCUGAUACUGGGGAAACUGUUGUAUUGUCAGAUGGGGAGGUUUCCUCUGACAGUGAGGAUUCCUUACCUGAUGUUGAGCCUGAUAAUACCUCUUUUCUAUAUAAAAUUUAA
Bombina bombina (fire-bellied toad) is the source of this 1731-nucleotide messenger RNA. RefSeq names its product vomeronasal type-2 receptor 26-like. Gene Ontology annotation, cellular component: membrane. Gene Ontology annotation, biological process: G protein-coupled receptor signaling pathway. Lineage: Eukaryota; Metazoa; Chordata; Amphibia; Anura; Bombinatoridae. The coding region runs from base 1 to 1731 and encodes 576 amino acids. The transcript is spliced from 6 exons. The record is from RefSeq and is a predicted model, not a curated record. Gene Ontology annotation, molecular function: G protein-coupled receptor activity.